UUAGUUCCCCAGAUUAAUAAUUACGCUCAUCAUCUCAAUUUCCAUACUAAAUUUGCUCCUCCUUCCUCACUAACCUGCCACUUUCUCAGCUCUGUCUCUCUCUUUCGAGAACAAUCCGAAAUUCUCGAACUGAUCAAACAAAAAAAUGGCACGAGGCACCUCACAGUCUCAAGCCGCCUCCGGCCCCACCUCGCGUCCUGGUAUGGUGGCGCCCCGUGGCUCUGCUGCAGCCACUGCUGUCCAGCGCCGCCGCAGACUCGGCGGUGGAUCCUCUAACGCUGGUGCCUCCGGCAACGUUGGCGGUGGCUCCAGUAGUAACAUGCUGAGAUUCUACACUGAUGACGCCCCUGGGCUAAAGAUCUCGCCCACGGUCGUCCUUGUCAUGAGCCUUUGCUUCAUUGGCUUCGUCACCGCUCUCCACGUCUUCGGCAAGCUCUACCGCUACCGAUCGGCUCCCGGAGCCUGAAAUUUAAUGGAUUCGGGUUUUAGUCUGGGAUCCUGUUAUUUCGGAGCCUUUUCAGCGAUCCUUAGUUUAAAGACAAUGUCUGGCGUGGCUCCUGUAAAGUUCCCAUUUUAGUUCUUUCGAGUUUUAAUUACUCCGUUCCUUUUUUCUUUUUUCUUUUUCUAAUUUGGAGACUGGAUUGAAGAGGAAUUUAUCUGCUUUAAUGAGUUAUGGGAUAUGGUGACAAAAUUUUUCUUCGAUUUUUAGAAGAAAAAUGUUAUGUUUGAAUGUGAAUGGUAUUAGUGUUGAUAUAAACUGCGUAGUGAAAUUGAGGAUGAA
Molecule: messenger RNA, 781 nt
Organism: Coffea eugenioides
Lineage: Eukaryota; Viridiplantae; Streptophyta; Magnoliopsida; Gentianales; Rubiaceae
Product: protein transport protein Sec61 subunit beta
Exons: 1
Coding region: 146-466 (106 amino acids)
Biological process (GO): intracellular protein transport
Cellular component (GO): Sec61 translocon complex
Source: RefSeq, a predicted model, not a curated record